AACUGUUUCCAAAAAGUGACAGUGCUUACUCCUUCGCGUGAUGACGCAAAGAGCGUAGUGACGUACGACAGCCAUCUUACUGAAUUUGGAGAGUAUCAGCAACAGCAGAGUCGACUUCAGGAACUUGGAGUUACCCCUUCAGAGCACCCAGAUAUCUCUAGACAUUUAACGUAAAGCAUUAAAAAUGGCAGCAGAAACCCAGACACUUAACUUUGGACCAGAAUGGCUUCGUGCAUUAUCAAGUGGAGGAAGUGUCACAUCCCCACCCCCUUCACCAGCUUUGCCAAAGUACAAAUUAGUAGAUUAUCGUUAUGGAAGAGAAGAAAUGUUAGCACUUUAUGAAAAACAUAACCGGGUUCCAACAGAGCUACGGGAUAAAGAGUUUGAACCGAUUGUUGAAGAAGAGCCCCUGCCACCACUGGCACUUGUACCGUUUACUGAAGAAGAGCAGAGAAAUUUCUCAAUCUCUGUGAACAGCUUAGCAGUUCUUCGGUUAGCAGGACGUGGAGGAGGAACAGUGGUAGGGGCUGUUCGAGGUCGAAGUUCCUCCAGAGGUAGAGGUCGAGGGCGAGGAGAAUUCUACCAAAGAAGCUUUGAUGAGGUUGAUGGUGGAUUUGGUCGCAAUGGAAAAGAAAUGCACAGAUCACAAAGCUGGGAAGAGAGAGGGGACAGACGGUUUGAUAAAGCUCGAAGCAGAGAGCCUGGUAGAGUGGGUUUUGAAGAUAAUGGCACAGUGGCAGGGAAGAAGCAUGAAUACAUUAGAUCAGAAAGUGAGAACUGGCGUCUAACCCGUGAUGAACAGAAUGGCGAGGAUGAGGAUGGAAGUCGGCGUAUUGCAGCGUCCCGCAGACAGGAGGGAGAGAAGUGGCGACCCAGUAGUCCAGGUACAGAAACGAAUGGCCCUCGGUCAGCAGGUUGGCGAGAGGGUGUUGACCGACGAAGACGCUUUGACUUUGAAUUUCGAGAGAGAGAUGAGGAGAAAGCUUCCAAUCGCACAAACAGUGGAAGUGUUGAUGAUGAUAGGGAAUGUCUACCGGAAUGGUGUCUUGAAGACUCUGGAAGGGAGAUGGGGACAUUUGAUUCCUCAGGGGCCUUUCUUUCUCUGAAGAAAUCAUCAAAAGAGCCAAUCCCAGAGGAACAGGAAAUGGAAUUCAGAGCUGUGGAAGAACAAGCAGAGUUGCAAGAAUCUGGGAAUCCGCACGAGGAAUGUGGAAACCAUAGUCCUGCUGUAAUAAAAAAAACAGAAGUAAGGGAGACUGCUGCUGAAAAUGAUGAACAAACGGUACUCUCAGAGAAAAAAACAGUCUCUGAAUCAUUACCAGCUCCUAUGGAGCCACCACUCCCAGAGAAUGUUACUGCCCCUCUGCUGGUGAGGAAGAAAGAGGAGGUGGAAAAGGCCUUGCCUGAACCAGUGGGCAUCCCAAAGCCAGUUGAAAGCAAGCCCGAGCCCAACAUGGUGCAGAGUAAGCCUGAAGUUCGUGAAGUGACUGUGAAAACCUCAGCUAUCCUAGCAGAGAUGGCUAAUGUUGCUACAGCUGCAGAAAACUCCACUCAACGCUCCACUACUGUAGUUGCUGUACCCCAAGAAAAUAAAAGCACUUUUGCAGAUGAUGAUGAUGAGGGACUGAAACGUCUAGAGAGGGAAAUGAACCAAGAAGCUGAAAAAAUGGUGGCAUAUUUGCAAGACAAUGCACUUGAUGAUGAAUUGCUCAUGAGAAAAAUUCAAGAGCAUAACGUAAAAGAAUUGUUAGUGCUGCAAAAUCAAGAUUCUCUGCAGAAGUGGUUUUAUAAAGACCCUCAAGGAGAGAUCCAAGGGCCGUUUAGCAACAAAGAGAUGGCAGACUGGUAUACUGCAGGGUACUUUCCCCAGAGUCUUCUGGUAAAGAGGGUUGGAGGUGAUAGAUUUCAACCCCUCCGCGACAUCAUUCAGAUGCUGGGGCGAAACCCCUUUGUAGCAGGAUUUGGUCCCCCAGCGAUUAGAGUGCUUGAUGAAGUUGAAAAGGAACAGCUGAAGCGCCAACAGGAACUUGCUACUUUGCUUCAGAUUCAGCAUCUGCAUUACCAGCAGGUGCUUUUAAGCACCGGAGCAGCAAGGUCAGAGCAUCUACAUUCAGGUAAUCAGAAGAAAAGAAAAAUGUCAGAUAUCCCCCUACUCUGUACAGUAAGCCUCAGCCAGCAGUAUCAACAGCUUUUAGCUCAGCAGCAACAGAAGACAGCCAUGACAGCAGGACAGCAGCAGCAACUUGCACUCCUACUCCAGCAGUACCAAGCCUUAAAGUCAAGGUCAGCCCGGAGUUGCAGACAUGAAGUACACAAUGAAAAUAAAGUGGAAUUGGUUACACAAAGAUCUUCGGAACAGGCUGUUAUCUCCCCUGUAACAAGAUCAAUGUCUGUGCCUGAUACUGGUUCAGUAUGGGAGGUGCCAACCACAUUGUCACAACCUGCAGGUUGGGAAGGAGGCAGUGUGUGGGAUCUCCCUGUUGAGCCAUCAACAAACCAGGCUAUGGAGCAUGUACAGCAGCUCGAAAAAGCAAAGGCAGCUAAGCUUGAACAAGAAAGGAGGGAGGCAGAGCGUCGGGUAAAAAAGGAGGAAGAAGAAAGAAAACUACAAGAGGAGAUGCGUCAAAAACAGCAGAAGGAAGAGCUGAAACGGAGGGAAGAGGAACUUGCCCAUCGAAAACAGGAAGAAGCUCGGAAACGACAGUUAGAACAAGAGGCUGCACUUAGACUGCAACGUGAAGAAGAAGAGAGGAAGAAGCAGGAAGAAAGGAGAAAACAGGAAGAAACUCUCCGAUGUUUAGAAGAGAGUAGACGGGAAGCAGAAGAAAGGCAACGGAAAGAAGAGCUUCAGCGUAAACAGGAAGAAGAAGCAGCAUUGAAGUGGGCCCAGGAAGAGGCUGAGGCACAACGACGGCGAGAAGAGGAGGCACUUGCUGCCAAAUUACAUCAGGAAGAGGAGGAGAGAAAGCGGAAGGAGCAGGAGAGGCAGAAAGAACUGCUGAGACAGAGGCAGCAGGAAGCACUAAGAAAGUUGCAGCAACAGCAGAUGGCACAAAUGAAACUUCCCUCGUCUUCUACGUGGGGUCAUUCAGCAGCAGCAGCAGUAGCCCCAGUCUGUCAGCAGUCUCAGAAUGCUUUGUCCUUGGCAGAAAUUCAGAAGCUAGAAGAAGAAGGAGAGAGGCUACAACGGGAAGAGCAACAGCGGCAUCAGAAAGAGUUAAUGAAGGUACUACAACAGCAGCAGCAGCAGCAAAAGCUAUUUGGGUGGGCCAGUGUUCCAAAAAACCCCAUCUGCACCAAAUCACUCCUGGAGAUCCAGCAGGAGGAGGCAAGGCAGAUGCAGCAGCAGCAGCCUCACCGGACACAUUCUAACCUACUUAACAACUCUGGGCACCCUGUUUGGCAAUCUGUGAACACAAGCCCUACAAACCACUGGUCAUCUGAUAUGAGCAGUAUAUGGGGAGCUGCUGACACAAAGAAUGCAAAUUUAGGUUUCUGGGAUGAUGCCAUUAAAGAGGUGAUACCACCCACUUCAUCUGCCAAAAUUAAUAAGAGCACUGUGAAUCUCAGAACACAGGGCCUUACAGUUAAGCAGAACAAGAAGGCAGAGGAGGAGAAAGAGAAAGUGAAGAGACUGUUCCAAGAAAUGACAAAAGCAAAAGAUGACUUUACUCAGUGGUGCGAACAGAUGCUAAGUGUCCUCAGCAGUCCCAACGAUUUGGAUGUUCCAACAUUUGUUGCUCUCUUGAAAGAAGUAGAAUCCCCUUAUGAGGUCCAUGACUAUGUUAGAAUCUACCUCGGAGACACGCCCGAUACCAAGGAGUUUGCAAAGCAAUUCUUGGAACGACGUGCCAAACAGAAAACAAGCCAACCAUGCCAACAGCAGAGGGUACCCCUGCAGUCAUGCACAGAGUCUGUACAGCCGGGGAAGAAGAAAAAGAAGCAAAAAAUGGUGAAAGCAGAUCCUCGGCUUUUAGGAUUUUCAGUAAAUGCUUCAUCAGAACGUCUCAAUAUGGGUGAAAUUCAGACGCUGGAGGACUGACAUUCUGCAGCAGGACUGCUAGACACUGGUUAACCUCAGACUCUGGACUUAGCAAACAUGGGCCUUCCAUUCUCUUCUUGGCUUUUCCUUUUACCAGUCACUACAUCAACAGAUGCCUUCAUUUCAGCACUACUGCACCUCUGCACGCAAUCCCUGGGACUGUGGAAUAGUUAAGACCUACUUCCCCAGAGGCAUGGCAUGGCUAGGGAUUUCUCUGUUUGUGGCUCAUAAGAGAAUGUGUUGUGCUUUCUUCCAGCUGUAUAACUUGGUGAGGGCAGUGGAAGCAGUGUUUCAGUCCUAGUUAUAUUUAUAUUUAAAAAUAAACUUUAUUUGCUACCAGUUCAAGUAGCACAUGCUUCAUUGAGAGACUGCUGCCUUUUGAGCUAUUGUCUGCUUUUGCAGUUCACUCAUUUGCACACUGAUGUGAACUUCUGGUUAACAGACUGACAUCAUCAAAGAUGGUUUUAACUUCAGGACUGCAUGCAUAUAUGCUAACCCAUACACAAGCUGCAGCUGGAGUGAGUUUUAAAACACAGUUGGCCUUAGUACACGGAUCAUGACUUUCUUAAGGAAAAUGCUAAAAGUUUGCCCCAUCCACAAAUGGAUGCAGGACCGCAGAACCCAUUCAGCAGCAUAACUGCAUUAUUCCCCAUUUUGUAGCACUAGGCUUUUAUUGGCACAUUACAAAACACAGUGCUGCUUUCUUUCCUAAAGUGCUGCAUUGCAUUCUCUUUUCAUGUGCCAAGCCUGCAAGAGAGGAGUUCUGUUCUGUGGUGUGUCAUGUAGUGUCUCCUUCGGGAAGGUGGACGUCUUUUAUUUCAGGCCUUCUCAGAAGUGAACCCAUUUGUCCAGGCAUAAUAUCACACACUGAUGAUUUCAAGAGCUGGCUAAAAGCAGUAAUGUUUUAUUGUAGCAUUACAUUCGUACUGCUCUCAAGUUUUGUAAUUUUAAAAGUGUGUUAACCAUGAAAUGAGAAGUUGCACUCUGCUAAUAAUGGUUGAUAUCCUCCUGACUUACAGUUGACAUUGCAUAUGUAAUGGGGUAGUAGCCACAGGCAGUUCAGUGAUGGAAUGUCUCAAGGAACACCUGGUAUUUGAGAAUGCAUUGAAAAGAGGCAAGAGUUCCUUCAUUCAAAUUGCACUGGCAAAAAAAAAAUUAAUAUGCUGAACACACAUUAUUGUCUGUAUUUCAGAAAGGUGUUUGGCUGCAGUUUAAUCCAGUAAAUGAUGGAUUUGGCUGUUUAGCUUGUCAGCUGUGCUAGUCUACAGAAGUUUCAGGUAUGAUAUGUUAUUUCACAACCUUUUUGUUUAUUUUGUUGGGUUUAUGCCUAAUACUUUUCAGUGUGCUGUAUGAACAGUAGCACUGUUAGGAAAAGCAGGCACAUCUUCUGUGUUCCUUCCACUGCAUAAGCUAUUACCUUGGUUCUUUGUACACUUGUAGGCCCUGUUUUUUUUGUUUGCCUGACAGAAGUUAGCAAACAGAAGAUAGUGAGUGCUACUCAGCAGAGGUCAGACGUCAGGCCACAGUACUGUGUGUCUGCCAAAAAGUACAGAACUAGCACUGUCCAUUUUCUUAAGUGGUCUGGUAGAGAUCACCUCCUUUUGAAAUUCAUGAUACAGAAAGUUUCAGAAGUAUAACUGUGCUCUCCUAUUUAUGCAAAAUGCUGUAUACUGGAAUUUCAGCGUAGAUGUGGUGCUCAGUGGGGUGCACUGAAACUAUUUGAAGAAAUUUGUUUACUGUGUACUUUUAAUUUGGGAUUGUUUUAUUAGUCCACACAAUAAUAUUGUACCAUUGGGGUGGCCUUGUAAUACUUCAUUAGUUUGGCCAUUUAGUAGUACACCAUCACCACUGGGUCACCCAUUGAGCCAGCCAUGUUUGUAAUACUGCACUGUAGAGCUGUCCUUAUUGCGGUACUGUGCCAUGGGACUAACCAUAUCCAAGUACCACACUUUCUGACAGGCUAUGUUUAUUCUGUCAUCAGACUAGCUGUAUUGUAGUAGUGUAUCAUGGGACUGUUUUUAUGCUGCUUCAUGUUGUUUGUGUCGUAAUGCCGUCAAGCCAGCCAUGUAGUAGAAGUAUUGUUUCAGCUGGUGCCCAUUACGGUAGUACUCCAUCCAGUCAUAGUUGACCAGCCCCAGGAGCCAUCAGGCCAGUCAUGUUGUAGUGCUACUCCAUCCUGCUGUUCUGUAGUCUGUGAUAUCAGGCCACCAUGGUUUAUAACUGCACUAUCAUUCCGACCAUAUCCUAUUACUGAGCCAUUAGACUGGCCAUAUUGUCUGUGGACUGUAGUUUAUACAUACCAUCUUUUCAUCAGGCAUGGGGCAGUUCCCAGAAGAUACCUUGUUACAAGACAUUUCCCAAAAUUGUUUAUCAGUACACUGUUGUGAACAUGUAAUGUGCUAAGGUCAUUUUCCCUUAGAUUCCAACAGUUUACAUUGAUUAUAGUUGCGAUGACAUUGUGAUGAUCUCCUUUUAGGGUUAUUCUAUUGCCCUAAAAUGUAACGUUUUGUUUGGUUAUCCUGAAAUAUUAACAGUGUGUCAGUUUUUGUGGUUAAAGGUGUUUGCUCCUUACUGGUUUGUUUACUAAACGAAGAACUGAGAACCAUUUCUUUUGUCCGUGGGAGGCAGGGUAGUUUUCGUGACAUCUGCUGGUAAUUAAGAACUGGUAACAGCAAUGUAAAGAAAAUCAUGUUGCCCUUUGGUUAAACAGUUACUGUUAAGCCCUGUUUCACUCCUGAGAAGCACCUGUCAUUUUGAAAACUGAUUUUUUUUUUUUUUUUUUUUGGUCAUUGUAACAGGUACAGGUGAUUCCUCUGUUGUGCAACUAACACUGUAAAGUCAGCUGUGUGAUGCAAGGUAGAAUGCACUUCAUUUAAAACUGUUUAAAAUUACAGUAGUGAGCCUGGUGUUUGGAAAGAGAGCAACUCUACGGUGAAGGUGUUAAGUAAUCACUUAAUUUAUUUUCAAAUAAGGGAAAUCAUUAGACAGUUUAAAGUCUUUAAUAUACUUCAUUCAGGUUCUGCUUUCACUAUUCUUUUGAACACCUUUAGCAUGGCACAUAUCUUGCAGUGGCAUUGUGUCCUUACCAAGUGAUGAUCCUGUUGCUGUGGUCCGGGCCAUGCACAUAAUUAUAGGCCCAAAAUACUACCCCUUUCUCAUGCUAACAUUGCCUCACUUCCAGUUGACCAUUACUACAUGACAUUGUGGAAUGGGACUUUGUUGUGUUAAUUGGAGUUUGCACUCAGCACAGACUGUUAAAGGCGCCUCUGUGAAGAUUUUUUUUUAAUUUUAUUUGAUAUCUUCCCUUUAUUUGUUCAGUCACUCCCCAGAGAUUGCUGCAUACUUGUACAUAGUUCUGAUUAAGUGGGGGGCAGCAGGGGGCAGUGUCAGGAGCUGGUAACCAGAACUGUUAGCCCUAUUCUGCCCCCCACUGUGUACAUUUGAAAGGGGGGUAGUAAAAUGUUUACAAAUAUAUGAGCUCUUUCAUAUCUUUUUCCAGUGUGAAAAGAGAGAGAGAGCGAAAGAGAAGCGUAAUAAAAUAUACUUGUAUCUUAA
Molecule: messenger RNA, 7597 nt
Organism: Protopterus annectens (West African lungfish)
Lineage: Eukaryota; Metazoa; Chordata; Ceratodontiformes; Protopteridae
Gene: GIGYF2
Product: GRB10 interacting GYF protein 2
Exons: 31
Coding region: 185-4042 (1285 amino acids)
Biological process (GO): insulin-like growth factor receptor signaling pathway
Cellular component (GO): membrane; perikaryon; proximal dendrite
Molecular function (GO): protein binding
Source: RefSeq, a predicted model, not a curated record